AUGGAUGGAUUGUUAAUCAACACGGAAGAUAUUUAUACAUUGACCCUAAAUGAAAUUCUUGCCAAUCAUGGUAAGGGUCCUCUGACUUGGGACGUUAAAGUGCAUUUGCAGGGUUUACCAGGGCCACAGGCUGCCGCAAGGGUCAUUGAGACUUAUGAUUUGCCAUUGACAGCAGAUGAAUAUGAAAAGCUGAACCUUGAGGUCCAAUCGAAGCGAUGGGGUGAUUGCGCUUUCCUGCCUGGGGCUCUUGAAUUGAUUAAGCAUUUGAAAUUGAAUGGUGUUCCGAUUGCUCUCUGUACUUCGUCAGGCAAGGUGAAGUUUGAGCAAAAGACCCAGCAUUUGAAAGAGGGCUUCAAGUUGUUCGAUGCGAUUAUUACUGGCGAUGAUGAGAGGAUUCCCAGCGGCAGGGGCAAGCCAUUUCCCGAUAUAUGGCAAAUCGGGUUAAAGGAAUUAAACGAAGCAGACGGCACCAGUUUCCAACCAGAAGAGUGCCUGGUCUUCGAAGAUGGUCUCUCUGGAGUGAAAGCCGGACUGGCUUUCGGUGGUUAUGUCAUUUGGGUUCCCCACCCGGGCGCCUACAAGUACUUAGGUGACACAAAAGGCUUGCUAAAUGGGAACGGGGAAGUUCUGGAAUCGCUGGAAGAUUUGGAAUUGGACAAGUUUGGAUUGUGA
This is a messenger RNA of Torulaspora globosa, 672 nucleotides long. Its product is annotated as haloacid dehalogenase superfamily protein. Gene Ontology annotation, molecular function: phosphatase activity. The record is from RefSeq and is a predicted model, not a curated record. NCBI's taxonomy places the organism in Eukaryota, Fungi, Ascomycota, Saccharomycetes, Saccharomycetales, Saccharomycetaceae. The coding region runs from base 1 to 672 and encodes 223 amino acids. The transcript has a single exon.